Molecule: messenger RNA, 1404 nt
Organism: Symbiodinium pilosum
Lineage: Eukaryota; Dinophyceae; Suessiales; Symbiodiniaceae
Source: the annotation of a GenBank genome assembly
AUGCUCCAGGGCCGCAGCAAUUCAGUAUCGCUUCACGACACGGCUUCGCGUCUCUCUACGUCCGUGUACCUGCAGACACCUGGCCUGAGCGUGAUGCAGGCCGCGUUGGUCGCAUUCAAUUCUGCAGUUGGCUGCACGGUGGCGCUGAUUGGGUAUUAUCCCAAAGCAUGUGGGUGGCAAGCCUUCGCGGUGAUCUUGUUCGCGGUUUCCGUGACGGCAAUUCUGCAGCAAAGUGCCAUGAUCUCUACGAGCUGCCAGCUUGGAGCCGGAACCUUCGAUGAGCUCUGCCAACCUCUCCCAGAUUGGUCCGCCAAGGUUACAGUUGCAAGUUUUCUGAUAUACUUCUGGGGCUGCGCUGGCUUUUACUGCCAAUUCGUCGAGGUCUUCCUGGCUGACCAGGUCUGCAAAGUAAUGUGUGAGAGCGACAUCUCAUGGCUGUGCCAAAGUGAAUAUCGCCUUGGUUUCCUGGUAUUUGUUUUCUUCUCGCUGGUGAGCUGGCCACCACAGCUGGGUGGGACCGUCGCAGUCUGCAUCAAUUAUGUGAAUUUCUGUGUCAAAUGGGUUGUGAUUGUCACAGCCGUCGUCAAAGGCAUCUAUACGGCCACUGCUGUGGAAGGAGAGAGGAGUUACACAGCUUUUGUACCUGGCGGUGUUGUGCGCACGAUUGUCAUGUUGAUGGGCUCCUACGCAAACACUGGCAUCAUGCCGCAAAUAGCUUCGGAUGUCGACAAGUCGCAGCAGGAAAGAGCAGCAAAGUUGUGCCCUGUCAUGGCAGUGAGUUUGCAGUUCCUUGUCUACAUGGUCCUGGCGUACAGCGCUUAUUUCGCCCUUGGUGAUGACAUCCAGCCGACAGUCUUCGCCACAUACAACCAACUGUAUCCAGAUGUCAUGACAACUAUUUUGCAGAGUGGUAUGGCUCUGCUCACCUAUUUCUCAUCCCCGCUGCUCAUCCUCCCCCUCAAGGCCCAGAUAUAUGGGCUUCUAUUCCCUGCGAGCGAUGGCGAGAGUGCCGACCUGACCAAAGCCCCAGCCAGCUUGCAGGGUGGUCUGACUUUAAUCUUGGCCUUCACGGGAGCCAUGGCUCCCUGCGUUGUGGGCCCCGAGGCGUUCACAAAAUUCGUUUUCUUCCUGACCUGCACCUGUGGGAACUGGCUGAACUUUUUUCUGCCUGCCAUGGUCGUGCUCUACUGCCAGGUACUAUCUCCCGGCUACCAAGGCAAUAAGUGGCUGCCAAUCUUCCUCUGCUGCUGGCUGUUCUUCCUUGGUGGCCUAGGCCUCAUUGAUGCUGGGUUCCAGAUUCAGGAGACACUGUCUCAGGAAAAAGAAGCUGGUCGGGACUCUCUCGCCACCCGCUGCGCAGAAUGGAGGUUGCCAAAGACGCCGACUCGAUGGCUGCAUGACUGA